Messenger RNA from Ascochyta rabiei, 1179 nucleotides. RefSeq lists its product as uncharacterized. The transcript has a single exon. Bases 1 to 1179 code for a protein of 392 amino acids. Gene Ontology annotation, molecular function: 1-alkyl-2-acetylglycerophosphocholine esterase activity. Lineage: Eukaryota; Fungi; Ascomycota; Dothideomycetes; Pleosporales; Didymellaceae. The record is from RefSeq and is a predicted model, not a curated record.
AUGCGAAGUGUUUGCUCCGCCAGUAUCGUUGGCCUGUUGGCUGUCGGUACUCUUACGACGGCAUUGACUCUUCCCAAAGGCAACGGGGCCUACGAAACAACCUUUUCUGAAUUCGAGCUCGUCGAUCAUGCUCGCAAGGAGCGAUUCGACAGUUCUUCGCCCAGAAGACUCAUGCUAUCUCGCUUCGAUCCUAUAUCUCCUGCUGCUUGUCUCACACGCUACAAGAAGUCCUACAUGUCCCCGAUCUACAGUACGGCAUUUGAAGCUGUCGUUGCACAGCUAAACAUUACUCUACCUCGUGGUUUCUUCACACAGCUUGAUUUGGACCUAUGUAAACUGGGAUCCAACACAACACUCCCAUCAGUCUUGGCUCCAGAUGCUCCCCCCUUGGUCAUCUUCAGUCCUGGAAACGCUGGCACCCGGCUUCUUUAUUCAGCGCUUGCGCAAGAGCUUGCAUCUCGCGGUUCCACUGUCAUAGCUAUCGACCACACCUACAACGCAGCGGUUGUCGAGUUCCCGAACGGCGACGUUGUCUAUGGCGUUGCUGACAAUUACCCCAGCGUUGAGGAGAGUCUCCAAACAUGGGUUGAAACUCAUGCGCGCGAUAUAUCUUUCGUGCUUGAUCACUUCGGAUUGGAAGACAGCCCAAAUGCAACGCGUGCAGUGAUCAUGGGCCACUCACUAGGUGGAGCAGUAGCCCAUACUGUGCUGCGAGACCGCCGGAUCCGAGGAGCUGUGAACCUCGACGGACCUAUCAGCGAGAGAGCACAGAAUGCGACCAUAGGAUGCGCUGGGCGCGAACAAGCUGUCGUGCUUUGGCAAAAAGAGUCUCUUGACGAUGCACCACUCCAGUUGGAAGGUUGGACGAGAUGGAAAGAGACCGUUGGGCGGUCGGCACAUGCGGACUUUUGGGCGCAUGUUAGACUGAAGUCUACGGAACAUUACGCAUUCCUCGACGCACCACUCUUAUUUGACCUAACGGGGUUGCGCGACAAAGAGGGUCUGCACAUUCCAAUUGUCAAAUUCUUUGGGACGAUUUCUGGAAAAAGAUAUAUGGAAGUGAUGGGUUCGUAUACGCAGACGUUUGUAGAAUACCUUUUCGGCAAAAACUCAAAUUUGGAUUUAGACAUAUAUGUCAACCCUCCAAACGAUUUUAGCGACGUGGAGGUGGUUUCUUAG